Pangasianodon hypophthalmus (striped catfish) is the source of this 5088-nucleotide messenger RNA. It is a transcript of the gene ap3b1a, whose product is annotated as adaptor related protein complex 3 subunit beta 1a. Gene Ontology annotation, biological process: anterograde synaptic vesicle transport; intracellular protein transport; vesicle-mediated transport. Gene Ontology annotation, cellular component: clathrin adaptor complex; membrane coat; AP-3 adaptor complex. The transcript is spliced from 27 exons. Bases 319 to 3648 code for a protein of 1109 amino acids. NCBI's taxonomy places the organism in Eukaryota, Metazoa, Chordata, Actinopteri, Siluriformes, Pangasiidae. The record is from RefSeq and is a predicted model, not a curated record.
GUAUGUGAGUGUCCGUUUAUGCUAUUCUGUUUCUUGUCCAUAGGUGAGGAGGAUAGCAGCAGACACUGCGUGGCUUGGAGAGAACCACUGUCCAUACAUGCUGACUUUCUAUAGAAAACUUUUGUGAUUUUGAAUAUGUUUUUAAAGAAUAGCUUGGUUGGGACUUAAAAAUAACUCAGGAAUAUUUAAUUUUUUGCUACAAGGGAAUUUAAUUUGUGACAUUUUAUGGACUCCAAAUUGUCUUAAAAGUUCUCAUUAGGAGUGAAGCAUUAGAUUUUGAAACUGGACAUUUUCUCUGGAUGGUGUGUCUAUGGAUUUAUGGAUAAGAUGAGCAGUGGUUUGUCUGGACUCUACUCUGAAGCACAGGGUGUUGUGCAUAAGGUGCUGGUUUCUGCAGAGAAUUUGCAGCUCACACUGAGAUCGGACUUCAACCUUGAGGAACACGCUCUCAACUGCCAUCACAGAGGCUGUCUGGAGGCAGAAACCACAGGGAAUGAGGACCUAAAGGAGAUGCUGGAGAGCACUAAGGAGUCUCACAAACUGGAUGCCAUGAAGAGGGUGGUGGGGCUGAUAGCGAGGGGGAAAAAUGCAUCAGAACUGUUUCCUGCUGUAGUGAAAAAUGUUGCAAGCAAGAACCUUGAGCUGAAGAAGCUGGUUUACGUAUACUUGGUCAGGUAUGCAGAGGAACAGCAGGAUCUUGCCCUUCUGUCCAUCAGCACCUUUCAGCGUGCUCUCAAGGAUCCAAACCAGCUGAUCAGGGCCAGUGCCCUACGGGUUCUCUCCAGCAUUCGUGUGCCAAUCAUUGUGCCCAUUAUGAUGUUGGCCAUCAAGGAGGCUGCCUCUGACCUUUCACCUUACGUCAGGAAAACAGCUGCUCAUGCCAUACAGAAACUGUACAGUCUGGAUCCUGAUCAGAAGGAGCACCUGAUUGAAGUGAUUGAGAAGCUACUAAGAGACAAAAGCACGCUGGUGGCAGGGAGUGUGGUGAUGGCAUUUGAAGAAGUGUGUCCUGAUCGGAUUGAUCUGAUCCAUAAGAACUACCGGAAGCUGUGCAACCUUCUGAUCGAUGUGGAGGAAUGGGGACAGGUGGUGAUCAUUAACAUGCUCACCCGCUACGCUCGCACGCAGUUCAUCAGCCCAUGGAGAGAGGACGGUACAUUUGAUGAAAACAGUGAAAAGGCAUUCUACGAUUCAGAUGAAGAGAAGAGAGAUGGCGUGAAGCAGACAAAGCCAUACGUGAUGGAUCCAGAUCAUAGAUUACUGCUACGCAAUAUCAAACCUUUACUGCAGAGUAGAAAUACUGCUGUGGUAAUGGCUGUGGCACAGCUGUAUUGGCACUUGGCCCCUAAGCAUGAACUGAACAUCAUCACCAAAUCUCUGGUGCGACUGCUAAGGAGCCACAGAGAGGUUCAGUAUAUAGUGCUGCAAAAUAUUGCCACCAUGUCCAUUCAGAAAAAGGGCAUGUUUGAGCCAUUCUUGAAGAGUUUUUAUGUAAGAUCAACAGAUGCCACACAUAUCAAAACACUCAAGCUGGAAAUCCUAACUAACUUGGCCAAUGAAGCCAACAUCUCCACCAUACUCCGUGAGUUCCAGACAUAUGUUAAGAGUCAGGACAAAGAGUUUGCAGCCAAUACUAUCCAGGCAAUUGGAAGAUGCGCAACCAACAUCUCUGAGAUCACAGACGCAUGUCUCAACGGCCUUGUGCUAUUGCUUUCCAGCCAAAAUGAGACAGUCGUAGCAGAGAGUGUAGUGGUCAUUAAGAAGCUGCUGCAGACACAGCCCUUACAGCACAGCGACAUCAUCAAACACAUGGCUAAGCUGUUUGACAGCAUUACGGUGCCCAUGGCAAGGGCAAGUAUUCUGUGGCUCACCGGUGAAUAUUGUGAGCAUGUGCCAAAAAUUUCGCCCGACCUUCUGAGGAAAGUGGCCAAGACCUUCACCAGUGAAGAGGACAUUGUUAAAAUGCAAGCAGUCAACCUUGCAGCCAAACUGUACCUCACCAACUCCAAACAGACUAAGCUGUUGGUACAGUACAUUCUAAACCUGGGGAAGUACGAUCAGAACUAUGACAUCAGAGAUCGUACACGGUUUAUCCGGCAGCUGAUAGUUCCCAAUGAGAAAAGUGGUGCUUUGAGCAAGUAUGCACGUCGAAUUCUGCUGGCACCCAAACCUGCCCCAGUGCUGCAGUCUGCCUUUAAAGAUCGGGAUCGUUUUCAGCUCGGCACACUGUCCCACACUCUGAACUCUAAAGCCACAGGCUAUCUGGAGCUGUCUGAUUGGCCGGAUGUGGCUCCUGACCAAUCUGUGAGAAAUGUGGAGGUGGUGGAAGCGGCAAAUGAAUGGGCUCCAUCUGUCAGCAAAGCCAAACCUACCACAUCAGAUGACAAGUUCUACUCAGACUCUGGAGAGGAAGAAGAGGAUGAGGAGGAGGAAUCUGAUAGCAGCAGUGAGGACAGCAGUAGCAGCGGUGAAGAGUCAAACAGCAACACAGAGAGUGAGGAAACUGAUGAAAGUAGCAGUGAAUCUGAUGAGAGCUCCAGUCAAUCAGAGAAGAGCAGCAACUUGGGUUCUGACAAGAAAAAAAGGAAAACUCAGAAAAACAAAGAGCUUCAGCAGGGCACAAAACCCAGGAAAGACAGUGACUCAGAUGUGGACCAAAACAACAGGCAUUUGGGUAAAGCUGGUUUGGGAAGUGAGUCGAGCACCUCAGAGGACACUUCGUCUAGCUCAGAGUCCGACUCUGAUUCUGACUCCCCAGCUAAACAGAAACCAAAAAGCACACCAGUCAAGAAGUUGGAAGAACAACCUAAGAAAGCAAAAGAAGUUUCUCUCUUGGAUCUGGAUGACUUUUCACCCACUGUAGUUACCACACCCAAGAGCUCCAUCCUCUCCCCAAGUCUUUUGUCUGACCUACAAGGCCUCUCGCUUUCUGCCUCUUCCACCCCGGCCAUCCAGGUGACCAGUCCCAUGUUUGUUCCUGUUCGUUCUCAUGAGCUGCUCCACAGCAUGACUGGAAAAGGCCUGGCUGCUCACUAUCACUUUCCCAGGCAACCAUGUAUCUACGGCAACCACAUGGUUUCUCUCCAACUGACACUUAGCAAUCACAGUGACCACGUCCUACACAACAUCCACAUCGUGGAGACAGUGUCCACCGGUCAGAAAAUCCACUCUUUCAGCCCAAUUGAGAGUUUGGAGCUAGAGGCAUCAGUAACAGUUUCAAUUGGAGUGGAUUUUAAUGACUCAACCCAAGCAGCCAGUUUCCAGUUGUGUACUAAAGAAGAUCGGUUCAGUGUGUCUAUCCAGCCAGCAGUGGGAGAGCUACUACUCCCCGUCACCAUGUCUGAACAGGACUUUAACCAAGAGCAAGGAAAGCUGCAGGGAAUGAAUGAAAGCUCAACCACAGUCAUCAUGUCAUCCAAAAACGUCUUGAUCAGUGACAAGGUCAUGAAUGUGGCUAACUUGGGUGUGGUGCCAUCUGGAGAAAAUAACAUGCACAGGUUUGCAGCCAAGCUGGUGAGCUCCAGCACCCUGGUGUUGGUGUGUGUGGUACAGAAAGAUGCCAGCGCUCAAAUAAUUGUCAACACAGAAAAGACGGUCAUCGGCUCUAUGCUGCUCCAUGAGCUCCAGAUAGCACUUGGUGCCUCCUAGAAUACUCCUUAUACUACACACACCCCAACUAAAACCUGCAAAAAAGAAAAGAAAAGAAAAAAAAAUACACACGCUGACCAUUUUGUAUGCAUGUGAGUGAGUGAGAGAGAGAAAAACUACUUAUGUUCCAGUGACUGUAAAGGGCAAGCCAAACACACAUUUCCCCCAGUAUUUACAGAAAUUAUAUUUGGACCAGCAAUUUGAGCAUUUUUAAUCCAUUUAAAACAAUUUUUUUUUUUUUAUCCAGGGCUGUAUGUGAACAACCUUCCUCUUAUAUAUAGUUAGACCACAAAAUGCAUCCUGAUACAUGUGUUUUUACAUGUAUUUUCAUUUAGAAAAUUUUUAACUGUUAAAUGAUAAAAAGAGUUUUUUUUUUUCCUUCUUCAAACUCCAGAUCAUGGCCUGCAAGUUUUGAUUCUCAGUAGCAAAUUGUAGCACUGGUUUAACAGAAAGUGAUUGCUUUAAUCUAAUUCUCUGUUAAUUAGGUCUUUCUUGCACAGAAAACUUCAGUGAUUUUUUUUUUCCAUCCUGUUCUCUAUUUACCACAUCUACAUGUGCACUUAGCACAGUCAAGAUUUUCCCUGUACUGAGAAGUAUUUCACUGUUCUGAAAAAUAAUUGGAAAGCCUGUUUACUACAAAAUCAUAAUAGAAAUAUAUAUAUGCAUUAGUUAUCUUCCUCAAUUUUUUUUUUGCAAAACAUUCUUGCAUUCUUAAGUCAAAGAUAUUUGUAAAUGAGGCUCUAAAUAUGUAUAAUUCUUAUUUUCUGAAACGUGACUACGUUUUCAGAGGGACAAAUUUGUGGUUACAGUGCCAGUGUAGUUGUGUGGGUCUGAUGGCAAACGGAUACCACAAAUUCUAUCCAGAUUAAGAUUCUCUCAUUUUUCUCUAAUUCUUAGACCGUUAUUGUUAAGAGUGUCAGUGUAGUUUUGAAUUUGUUAUAUAGCCCUGUAUUGUAUCCCUUUAUUGAAGGAAUUCAUCAGCUGCCCUUAGAUUACCAUUAUUAUAUUACCCUUAAAAUGUAUAAACAGUUUUCCAUUCUUUACUCAGUACAGAGAAGCAUUAAAAUUCAGUGGUAACUACACUACAGAUUGAUGGAGAUUGGGGGACUUCAUGCUUUUUUUUUCAUACUGCUCUUUAUUCAGGAUCAGAACCCAUGGUCUUCCAGACUAUAGCCAUAACUCAUGCACUCUGUGCCAUCAUCAAAAAUGUUGUCCUGUUGACAUUUUUAUGAGAAUGUGAGUGCAUCUCUCUCCAUCGUGCCUAAGUGUAGGUUGUAAGGAUGCCACAGAACCAUUAGGAUGUGGACACACACCCACACAUAAUUAUUGAUCUUGGUUGCUGGGUUUGUUGUGUUUUGGCCCAGCUGGAAAAGUUGCUGUAUUGAUUUUUAAAAUAAAAUAAGAUGAAAUAAAGAACAACGUAACCAAUUUUUAAAACAA